Molecule: messenger RNA, 2802 nt
Organism: Helobdella robusta
Lineage: Eukaryota; Metazoa; Annelida; Clitellata; Rhynchobdellida; Glossiphoniidae
Exons: 21
Coding region: 1-2802 (933 amino acids)
Biological process (GO): mRNA splicing, via spliceosome; spliceosomal tri-snRNP complex assembly
Cellular component (GO): U4/U6 x U5 tri-snRNP complex; catalytic step 2 spliceosome
Molecular function (GO): protein binding
Source: RefSeq, a predicted model, not a curated record
AUGGCUGCAGUUCAAUCACUAGUGGAUAAAAAGAAGAAAACCUUCAUUGGAUUGGCUGCUCCAUUAGGUUAUGUACCAGGAUUAGGGAGAGGAGCAACUGGUUUUACAACAAGAUCGGAUAUUGGUCCAGCCAGGGAUGCUGAUGACAUUCCGGAGGAAAGGCAUGCUCCACCUUCAAAAAAGAAAAAAGAUGAUGAAGAGGAAGAGGAAGAUCUCAAUGAUGCUAACUACGAUGAGUUUGAAGGUUAUGGAGGUAGUAUCUGUGCGAGAGAUCCUUAUGACAAAGAUGACGAAGAAGCUGACGAAAUAUACUUCAGCAUUGACAGUCGCAUGGAUGAGAAACGAAAGGAGAGAAGAGAAAAACGCAUGAAAGAAGAAUUGGAAAAAUAUCGUCAAGAAAGACCAAAAAUUCAGCAGCAGUUUUCUGACCUCAAGAGAGAAUUGUCUGGAGUGACUCUGGACGAAUGGACCAACCUGCCUGAAAUCGGAGAUGCACGAAACAAAAGAAUGAGGAACCCGAGAGCUGAAAGGUUUACACCCAUGCCAGAUUCGGUGUUGAGCAAAAAUGUUCACAUGGGCGAUACAACGACGGCAGUUGAUUUGAGAGAACAGAGAUUCGGUGGACUAACGUCUCCAUUCCCCGGUAGCAACACACCUGCAAGUAUGCUUGCUUCUAUGGGCUCUGACAUCGAUAUGAAAAAGAUAGGAGAAGCCCGAAAUGCUCUGAUGGACAUAAAAUUAACUCAAGUUUCUGAUUCUGUAUCAGGACAAACUGUUGUGGACCCGAAAGGCUAUCUCACUGAUUUGCAAUCAAUGAUUCCCACUAGAGGCGCCGACAUCAGUGAUGUGAAGAAAGCUCGCUUGCUGCUUAAAUCAGUUAGGGAAACGAAUCCUAAACAUCCUCCAGCGUGGAUUGCAUCGGCCACUCUGGAAGAGGUAACUGGAAAGUUGCAGGCUGCCAGGAAUCUUAUCAUGUCCGGUUGUGAGCAGUGUCCAAAAAGUGAAAAUUUGUGGAUGGAAGCAAUCAGGUUGAUGCCGGGAGACCAAGCGAGAGUUGUUGUGGCACAAGCAGUCAGACAUCUGCCCCAAUCUGUAAGCAUCUGGAUGAAGGCAGCUUCUCUUGAAUCAAAUUCUAAUGAUAAAAAAAUCAUUUUCAGAAAAGCUCUUGAAAAUAUACCGAAUUCUGUGGCCUUGUGGAAAGCUGCUGUUGAAUUGGAGGAUGAAGAAGACGCAAGAAUAUUAUUGAGCAGAGCGGUUGAGUGUUGUCCUAGCAAUGUUGAGUUAUGGCUAGCCUUGAGCAGACUGGAGACAUAUGAGAAUGCAAAAGCUGUACUAAACAGAGCCAGAAAUCAAAUACCAACUGAUCGUCAGAUUUGGAUUACUGCUGCCAAAUUGGAGGAGGCAAAUGGAAAUUUUUCUAUGGUACCUAAGAUUAUUGAAAAAGCUCUGACAUCGUUACGGGCUAGUGGUGUUGAAAUCAAUAGAGAGCAAUGGUUGAAGGAUGCAGAAGAUGCUGAAAAAUCUCACAGUGUUCACACCUGUCGAGCCAUCAUUAAUAACAUCAUAGGAAUUGGCAUGGAGGAUGAAGAGAAAAAGGAGGCAUGGAUGACAGAUGCAGAUUCCUGUGCAGUUCAUGGUGCAAUCGAGUGCGCAAGAGCAAUUUACACCCAUUCACUUUCUGUUUUCCCUAAUAAAAAAAAUAUCUGGCUCGCUGCUGCAGCAUUUGAGAAAGAUUAUGGAUCAAGGGAAAGUUAUGAACUGUUGUUACAAAAGGCAGUCACACAUUGUCCAAAAGUCGAAGUUCUUUGGCUGAUGGGUGCAAAAUCAAAAUGGCUUGCUGGUGAUGUUUCAGCUGCCAGAAGUAUUCUAUCCUUGGCGUUUCAGGCUAAUCCUAACGCCGAAGUCAUUUGGUUAGCAGCAGUGAAAUUGGAAUCGGAAAACAAUGAAUUUGAAAGAGCAAGGAGGUUGCUACAGAGAGCUAGAUCAAAUGCUUCUACUGCUAGAGUAUUUCUGAAGUCUGUGAAACUGGAGUGGUGUUUGGGAGACAUUGCAAAAGCCAGGAUAUUGUUACAAGAAUCAGUUGAUCUGUACCCUUCAUUUGCAAAACUGUGGAUGAUGAAAGGUCAAAUAGAAGAACAAGAAGGCAACAUUGAAGAUGUGAGAGAAAUUUACAAGCAAGGAAUACAAAAGUGUCCUGAAUCAAUUCCAUUGUGGUUGUUGCUAUCUAGAGUUGAGGAAAAAGCUGGUUUGUUGAUCAAGGCGAGGGCAGUCCUGGAGAAAGCCAGACUGAAAAAUCCAAAAAACGCGGAUUUAUGGCUUGAAGCUGUUAAGCUUGAAAAUAGAGCCGGUCUCAAAAGCAUAGCACUCAAUUUAAUGGCUAAAGCACUUCAGGAGUGUCCUGAUUCAGGGAAGCUUUGGGCUGAAGCCAUUUUUAUGGAACCUCGUCCUCAAAGAAAAACUAAAAGUGCAGAUGCUCUCAAAAAGUGCCAACACAAUGCCUACGUCCUACUGGCUGCAGCAAAGUUGAUUUGGUCGGAAAGAAAAUUAGAUAAAGCCCGUGAAUGGUUUAAAAGAACAGUGAAAUUAGAUGGAGACCUAGGUGACGCUUGGGCACACUUCUACAAAUUCGAGCUGAUCCAUGGUUCAGAGGUUCAACAAGAAGAAGUAAAACGACAGUGCUUGAGUGCCGAACCGAAACACGGAGAGUUAUGGUGCAAAGUUUCUAAGGAUAUAAAAAACUGGAGACUGAAAACUGAGGACAUUUUGCCUUUAGUUGCUCAACUGGUUCCCAUACCGUCUUAA